Molecule: messenger RNA, 596 nt
Organism: Penaeus monodon (black tiger shrimp)
Lineage: Eukaryota; Metazoa; Arthropoda; Malacostraca; Decapoda; Penaeidae
Product: glucose-6-phosphatase-like
Exons: 4
Coding region: 15-596 (193 amino acids)
Biological process (GO): gluconeogenesis; glucose 6-phosphate metabolic process
Cellular component (GO): membrane
Molecular function (GO): glucose-6-phosphatase activity
Source: RefSeq, a predicted model, not a curated record
AAUUGUUUUAGAUAAUGUUUUUUUUUAUUACAUUAUUACCAGAAAAAGAGGUUACAGGAGAAAUGGCGGAGCCAGAUCUUCAUUUCUUUAAUUCGAGUGAAAGGUGGAACCAGUGGAGUGUUGAAGUCAUAUCUGGUUUACAAGAGAAGCUGCAACCUUAUGAAUCCUGGGUGGUGCAUAUCUCCGUAUUAGGUGACAAUCGAGAAGCAUUCACCUUCUUCUUUCCUAUUUUUGCUGGACUGAAAAAUGAGUUAGGAGCUCGUGCACUAUGGGCUGCGAUACUGGUGGAAUGGUCAAACCUUCUUUUAAAGUGGGCAUUCAGAGGAGACCGACCUUAUUGGUGGACGGGAGAGACCUCUCUGUACAAUGAAGAAACUAGACCAUUUCUGCGGCAAUUCCCAAACACUUGUGAAUCAGGUCCUGGUACUCCCUCAGGGCAUGUCAUGAUGAAUGUGGCACUCUUUUAUAUUGCUGCAAGAGGCAUUACUACUUUUUUCAUUUGGAAUUCAGUAACUCUCAACUGGAUUGUGUAUUUUCGUAAAAUUCAGAAGUGGAUUCUCGCAUUCCUGAUAUACAGCCUCUAUAUCUUGCAAUGA